This is a messenger RNA of Penicillium brasilianum, 1536 nucleotides long. Lineage: Eukaryota; Fungi; Ascomycota; Eurotiomycetes; Eurotiales; Aspergillaceae. The record is from the annotation of a GenBank genome assembly.
AUGCCACCAGUCCAGGAGAGGAAGCCAGUAAAGGACCUGCAGAAGGUCUUUCACUAUACUGAUACCAUGUCACGCAAGCCCACACGGGAAAACGAUCCAUAUGAGUAUAAUCCCGGAUUCGGCAACAGACACCAGUCGGAGGUUAUACCCGGAACUCUGCCGGCAGGACAGAAUAAUCCCCAAGAAGCGCGCUUUGGCUUGUACACCGAAGGAAUUACAUACUCGGCUUUCGGGGCGCCUCGUGCAGCGAAUUUUAGCACGUACAUGUACCGAGUGCGGCCUGCUGCUGCUCAUAAUGGCUACAAAGCCAACAUUCCCCACAGAUCAGACAUCGAGAAUUGUUUCUUGACUCUCAACCCGAAAGUUUCGACAUUAGCAGAGCAAGGCGAAUGGGCCCCCUUUCCGUUGCCCAAGGACGACGAGAGAAUCGACUUUGUUGAUGGCUUACACACACUUGGAGGAAGCGGCGACCCCAAUCUGCGCGAGGGCGUUGCCCUGUACGUCUUCAUGAUCAAUUCGGACAUGGAGCACCGCGCAUUUUGCAAUACCGACGGAGAUUUCCUCAUCGUCGCCCAGCUGGGUAACUUGGACAUUCAAACUGAGUUAGGCAGGCUAUUUGUCCAACCUGGUGAAAUUUGCGUGGUUCCUCGCGGAAUCCGCUUUGCAGUUCGUCGAGGUCUCGGUCACAGCGUUGCUCGAGGCUAUAUCACUGAGAUCUGGGGAUCCAGUUGGGUAUUACCAGACUUGGGCCCAUUAGGUGGACAUGGUCUGGCGAAUCCUCGCGAUUUCCUGCAUCCAGUGGCGUAUAUUGAUGACGAUUUACAUAAGGAUUGGUCAAUUGUGAACAAGGCAAAUGGAUUGUAUCAUGCCAUUGAGCAGGACCAUAGUCCAUUUGACGUGGUUGCGUGGCACGGAAAUGUCGUCCCGUAUAAGUACGAUCUAACGAAAUUUUCGAGCCAAAAUGCGACCUCAAUCGAUCACACUGAUCCCUCUGUCAAUGUUGUCCUGACGGCCCCCUCUCGGGACCCUGUCACUCCACUAGUUGACUUUUUGUGGUUCGGUCCACGGUGGGAUGUCGCGUCGAACACCUUCCGUCUACCGUACUUCCACCGGAACUCGGCGACCGAGUUCCUGGCCAGCCUAUACGGCAACGGUCUUGGACGAUCUGAUGACUUCCUUCCGGGUGGCGGAAGUGUUGAAAUCAGCCAUACCCCGCAUGGUAACUUCAACGAAGCAUACGUGUAUGAAAUGAGGAACCAAGUGAAUGAGCCUCGCAAGAUUCUCGAGAACCAAAUGACCAUUAUGAUCGAGAGCAGUCGAUCGUUCCUGUUCACCGAGUAUGCACGCGCUGGCUGCGGGACCUUCAAGAACCAGGGCACAGAUCCGAAAGUGUGGGAUGCUUUGCCGGACAAAUUUUCCUCAUAUCCAAACAUUCAGGAGAUCCUUAAACAAGUCAGAUCCGACAACGAGGCUCGGAAGCAGCGGUUGGAAGCGUAUUAUGACGAUGACCUGCUGGCUCAGCUUGUGCGUCAUUAA